AUGUCCGACAAUCACCAACCAGAGCUGAAACCGGGCCAUAAUCCCUACAACAAACUGGCGGCCACAUUAUCAAAGACAGGCGCACUCCGUUGUAAGGUGGGGAGGACUUUCACAAAUAUGACCGGCACCAACCAAGGGACAUCUGGUCCGUUGUCAAAGGGGAAAGGCCCCACCUGUUCUGAAUCACCGCAAGAGACCACCUUUCAACCCCGUAUCACGGACAAGCCGGCAACCGCUUCUUCCUCAUCCAAUUGGUCCGAAUUGAAGGCGCAGCAAGACACUGACCGGAUUUGUCUAGAGAUGGCCUCAGGGUAUCCGUUGCAGAUAUCCGUCAUGCGCUGGCGGAUACCUGCCAGGCCCAACAGAUACCUGCCAGAGGAUUUGGAUUUGGGUGCGGAUGCCCCAGUCUCCUCGGAAUCCUGGCGGGCAUCCAGGUAUCUCUAG
Molecule: messenger RNA, 444 nt
Organism: Puccinia graminis f. sp. tritici CRL 75-36-700-3
Lineage: Eukaryota; Fungi; Basidiomycota; Pucciniomycetes; Pucciniales; Pucciniaceae
Exons: 3
Coding region: 1-444 (147 amino acids)
Source: RefSeq, a predicted model, not a curated record